AUGCGGAACUACAAGGGGUUUGACGCUGUGGAUGUCCAUCUCGCGGAUGAUGGAAUCGUCCAAGCAAUCGGCAGUGGGGACAUUGUCAUGUCGAUGAAGACACCCCAAGGGAUGAAGAAAGGUGUGCUCACAAACGUGUGGAACAUCCCAAAGUUAUCCAGAAACCUGUUCUCGGUCGGCCGCUUCACCAAGGAUGUCGGCCCAGUGACGUUCACGAAGGAUGGGUGCUAUGGAGAAGCGAAAGGGACCAAGUGGAAAAUUGGUGCCCGUGAAGGUAAAGGACUGUUCAAGCUGCAAAUGACUCCAGUGGCGCCGGAACAAGCAAAUGCAGCCAAGUCGUCGGGAUGUCAAGGGGGCACCAAGUCGUACCUCUGGCACCUUCGGCUUGGCCACAUAGGUCACGAUGGACUCAAUUGCAUCGUGACGAAGAACAUUGGAAUUGGCAUCGACAUAUCUUCGGUGAAGAAGUGGGACGUGUGUGAAGGUUGUGCUCUGGGAAAACAGACUCGAGUGCGCUUCCAAUCAAACACUACAGCUCGCACCUCCAAACUCCUCGAAGUGAUUCACAGCGACGUAUGCGGACCGAUGUCGAUGGCAACUUUCAGUGGAAAACGGUACUUCGUGACAUUCAUUGAUGACAAGUCAAGAUACUGUGUCGUCUAUCUGCUCAAGAGCAAAUCUGAAGUUGCGGCGAAGUUCAUGGAAUACGCUGCGAUGGCCGAAACGCAAACCGGAAAGCGCGUGAAGUACCUUCAAAGCGACAAUGGGGGUGAAUACAAGUCCGACAAGCUGGCACGAUUCUGCGCGGAACGGGGAAUACAACAAAGGUUCACACCCCCAUAUACUCCUCAGCUAAACGGAGUAGCUGAGAGAAUGAAUCGCACGCUGGUCGAGUGUGCGCGUUGCAUGAUGGAACACGCUGGACUGGGAAAGAGCUACUGGGGUGAAGCAGUGAUGACGGCGAUGUUUCUUCGAAACCGCUGUCCAACACGUGCCAUUCACCAAGACAAGUCUCCAUAUCAAGUGUGGACGAUGAAGAAACCGGAUUCUGGCCAACCUUAA
Messenger RNA from Peronospora matthiolae, 1062 nucleotides. The record is from the annotation of a GenBank genome assembly. NCBI's taxonomy places the organism in Eukaryota, Oomycota, Peronosporomycetes, Peronosporales, Peronosporaceae.